Penicillium bovifimosum is the source of this 795-nucleotide messenger RNA. RefSeq names its product flavin reductase family protein. Gene Ontology annotation, molecular function: FMN binding. The transcript has a single exon. Lineage: Eukaryota; Fungi; Ascomycota; Eurotiomycetes; Eurotiales; Aspergillaceae. Bases 1 to 795 code for a protein of 264 amino acids. The record is from RefSeq and is a predicted model, not a curated record.
AUGCUCAGAGUCCCCGCAGAUUUCGAGAAAAUCCAAGCCUCACGGCCAGACUUCCGCCGCGACGCCGAAGUCACAUACACCAAGUCCCCGAACCCCGCAUGGAAGCAAGGCGAUGGUGCGAAUGAUGGCGGCGCAUGUCUGGAGAAGGACCACAUUGAGAUCGAUCCCAGUGAGGAGGGCCGCCCCGUUGCCUCGAACUACAAGUUCCUGAUCUCCGCAAUGGUUCCGCGGCCGAUUGCCCUCAUCAGCACCCGGUCUGCGGAUGGCAAGACCACCAACCUUGCCCCGUUCAGCUACUCACAGGUAAUCAACCACGACCCCCCGCUCUUCACCGUCGGCGUUACGGGGUCGAUUGAGAAAGCCAAGGAUACAUUGAAAAACUUGAACGAUACCGGAGAGUGCGUAAUCAACAUCAUAUCGGAACAUUUCCUCGAAGCCGCCAACUCGACCUCUAUCAAUGCACCUUAUGGCGUCUCCGAGUGGGAGACUUCGGGACUCCAUCAGGCGCCUACCACUGUUGUCAAGCCUGCUCGUGUGAAGGAGUCCAUUGUUUCAAUUGAGGGCAAGCUUGUCGAGUUGAAGGAGUUUGAGAGCCGCGUCACUCCUGGAAAGAAGACUGGUGUCUUGGCUAUUAUCGAGGGCGUCCGAUUCUGGGUUAGGGAUGACGCUAUCAAUGAGGAAAGGAAUCUCGUUGAUCUGAAAGUUCUUAAGCCUAUCAGUCGUCUGGGUGGCAUCUCUUAUGGCCGUACCACUGAAGCAAUUGAGAUUCCUCGGCCGGAAUUCGAGGCUUCUUGA